UCAUUGCAUUCCUAAUCAUAGCCGACAGCACACUGUGUCUUUCUCUUUCUAAACUUUCCAAGCCUGUUUCCAUUAAACAGGCUGAGACAGUCGGCCGGUCGUUCGGUCAGUCAGUGUCAGUUCAAGACGGUGCACUGGGGCCACACCGAGCUAGAACCAAGGGGGGACGACUGGCUCUGAAAGGCCAGAUACUGACCAAGCAUGGCAUGAGAGGACUGAGGCUGACAGAGAGACGGCAAGACGACGAGAGAGAAGGACUGAAAAAGAGAGAGAGAUAGAGAGAGAGAGAGUGAGAGAGAGAGAGAGAGAGAGAGAGAGAGAGAGAGAGAGGUUUUGGAAGGCAGAAAGAAUAAAGGUAGAGAGAACCAGAGAAGUGUGUCAUGGUGACGGAGGAGCAGGUUGUGAUCUCCCUGUCCGGGGGAGCGCCGUGGGGGUUUCGUCUGCAAGGAGGCGCCGAGCACAGCAAGCCCCUCCAAGUGGCCAAGGUGCGCAAGCGCAGCAAAGCCUGCCGAGCAGGGCUGCGAGAGGGAGAUGAGCUGCUGUCAGUUAACGAGAAGAUGUGUGGGGGGCUGUCCCACGCCCAGGCUAUGACCCUCAUUGACUCUGCCCCUGGGACAAUGCGCAUCCGCGUCAGGAGGUCUCCAACUGGUUUCCAGUCAGUGGUUCUCCUCACCCGCUCCCCCUCUCCGCGCAUCGACAGGGAAUACCGCGCGGCCCUACACGCCCUGUCACCCCCGGUAACCAAGCCUGCCGCCGGGCAACCAGACCGCAGCGCUGUGAUGUCCCCCACAGGGGGGGAGUGCCUGAACAGUACCCUGGACCCCCACAGGGACUGCCUGACCUCCCCCCCGGACAGCGAGGCGUACUACGGUGAGACAGACAGUGACGGAGACACAGCGCUUGUGAAACAGCGCCGGCCAAAACGCCGUAGCCCCAGCGCCACCCCCGUCAAGCCCUCCGGCCGUGCCUCGCCCGAGGAGACCUCAGAGAUGAGCGGUUACGAGAGCGCGCCUGACGCGCGCCCCCACACGACCCUAUCCGGGCUCACACAGCCUCAGGAUGCGGCUCCUGGAGUGGCCCGCAGAGAGAUCCUGUUCCAGCCCCGGCCAGUGGAGGAGGAGGAGGAGGCCGGCCUGGGAGAAGCCCUCUCUUACCCCAGUUACGGGCAGGGGACUGCCGAGGUGGACAGUGGGUUCCAGGAGCCCCCCUCCGUGCCGUUGGUCUCCCCCGAGAGAGCCAAGGACGCCUCGCGGCUGCUGUUCUCCAGCACUCAGCUCGUCCCCAUGGUGGGUCCAGUGGACAGGCCAGUGGAUGAAGAGUUGACCACCAGCUACAAGGACAAGGCCAGGCAAGCCAAGCUGCACCGGAGCGAGAGCGUGCAGGAGAAGCAGGUGAAGGAAGCCCGUUCCAAGUGCCGCACCAUCGCCUCGCUGCUCACCGCAGCGCCCAACCCACACUCCAAGGGCGUGCUGAUGUUCAAGAAGCGCAGGCAGCGCUCCAAGAAGUACACGCUGAUCAGCUUCGGCAGCGUCGAGGAGGACAUGGAGGCGGGAGAGGAGGAUGAGGAGGAGGGGGAGGGGGCCCUCCCCACCAGCGAGUCUGAGUUCGACGAGGAAGGCUUCUCCGCAGCCCCUGACGCAGACCCUGUCUGGGACAGCGACUACCUGGACAUCCUAGAGAGGAAGAAGACCCCCACCCAGACUCCGCAGGGACCCCCGCAGGGCCUGCUUGGCACCGUGGGGAAAGGGGCGCACCUGUAUGAGCAGCAGCAGAAGAGACGCGCCGAGGAGAACUCUGUCAGUGAGGCGGCCCGGCAGGGAGAGCAGGGGACACAGGGGAACCAGGGGACCCCCACAGCUGUUCCCUCUGUGUCGUCAGCCCAGCCGCCCCCCAGCUUUAGCAUGAUGAACGGAGACGCCCCCCCGGCCAUGCGUCCUGAUCUGGUGAAGUCCCCACCCGCCCCUGCUCCUCCUGCUCCCCCGGAUCAUUCUGUACCGGGUGCCUUCUCAGUGCCGGCCCAGCAGCAUGCCAGCUCUCUGCUGGACACAACCAACCGGACCGCCCGCCCCUUCACCCCGGGCUUUGUGGGGGGACGCUCUGCCACGGCUCCUGUGGUCUUCCGCCCGGGAAAGAAAGCUGCCAUCCCCACCCCCCAGCAGCAGUCGCCCCGGUGCCCCCGCCCUUCUCCCCCCUCCCUCCCUCUCCACCUCCUCCCUCUACAUUACGCAAGGCCAGCAGCAAUCACCACACAAGUCCAAUUCUUCUCCCCCAUUCCUCCUGCUCCGGUGACUCCUAGAGCCCCUCAGGGGGUCACCUCCCCUCUCCCUCCCACUCCCUUUUCUCCUCCCCCCAUGUCAAUGGCUUCCUUCUCUUCCAUGACUCUUAGAGCCCCCCUGGAGGUCACCUCCCCUCUCCCUCCCACUUCCUUCUCUCCUCCCCCUAUGUCGACAGCCUCCUUACCUUCCUAUCUCUCCGCUCCUUCUGUUAACGGUGCCAAGCCUGUGCCAUCUUCCUCCACUCUCACCCCUGUGUCCACCCUCACCCCUACCUCUGCCUCUCUCGCCACUCUCCCUGCCUCUGUAAACCCGGCCUUCCCUGCCCCUUUCAUGUCCUCUUCCUCCGAAGCCUUGGCCUCCCGAGAGCAGCGCAUCUCCGUCCCCGCGGCCCGCACUGGGAUCCUGCUAGAGUCCCGCAGGAGAGGCACCAGGAAAUCAAUGUUCAGCCUGCCGGAGGAGAAGCCGAGCCACUCGCCCAACCCGGUGCUGCUGUCCCUGGUGCAGAACCUGGACGAGAAGCCGCCCAAGGGUGGGGAGGCCGGGUUUGAGUCUGGCCCUGAGGAGGACCUGCUGAAUCUGGGGGCCGAGGCUUGCAACUUCAUGCAGGCGCAGAAGCACAGGACCCCGCCGCCUGUGGCCCCCAAACCCCACUUGCGGGCCCCUGAGGUCCCCCAGAUGGGCGGGAAGGGGGCAGAGCUGUUUGCGCGUCGACAGAACCGGAUGGACAGGUUUGUGGUGGGAGGAGGAGCCCCUGGGCAACAGCAGCAGCUGUCCUCCUCAAAGCAAGACCGGCCAAGAGCCCCUUCUCCCACCCCCUCCCUCCCUGUGCAUUGGAAAUACUCCCCCAAUAUCCGUGCCCCGCCUCCCAUCAGCUACAACCCCCUGCUGUCCCCCUCCUGCCCCCCUGGAGCUCAGAAGGGCAGCAAGACCGGGGCUAAUCAACCGGCGACAUGGAGUGGAAGGAAAGCCACACCCCAGAAACAGUGUAUCCAAGCUUUGGAUUUCAUGAAGAGGCAGCCGUACCAGCUCAACCCGGCCAUGUUUGGGGGUGUUGGGGGUUCACAGCAGCAGGUGCAGCAACAGGCAGCCCCUAUGCUGGGCAGCUCCCUCACCCCUCCGCGGCAGAUCCCGGUCAAAGCCGCCCGCGUCUACGAGAUCAAGCGCUUCUCUACACCCACGCCGAUGUCUGCGCCCCCCUCGCACUCACCCACCGUGAUCGUGCCGCGCUCCGCCACUACCCUGGGGGAGCCACUGUGGCGAUCGGAUAUCUGCUCGCCGCCACCUCCAGUCUACUCCACUCCCACCCCACUCACUCCCUCUGCUCAUCCCACUCCCACCCCACUCACUCCUUCUGCUCAUCCCAUUCCCACCACACUCUCUCCCCCUUCUCUCCCUGCUACUCUUGUGUUCCAAACCAGUUCCCCCCUAGCUCCUGCCCCAGCUCCUGCCCCUGCCCCUCUCUACCCCUCUUUCCAGGCUGCCAAGCAGUUCAAGAGUGCUCCCGAGCUCAGCCCUCUGCCUGCCUUCAAGGCGGUGGUCUCCUCCAGCCCCCAGGGGAGCCAGGUGCCCCAGCGAUUCCAAGUCUCCAGGAUUGGGAAUAAAGCCAAUGUGUGGAGACCGGGCUCCGUACACUAUUGAGUCAUGCCAUUACUGGCACAGUCUCCCACACGCACACACACACACACACACACACACACACACACACACACACACACACACACACACACCACACACGCACA
Molecule: messenger RNA, 4015 nt
Organism: Polyodon spathula (Mississippi paddlefish)
Lineage: Eukaryota; Metazoa; Chordata; Actinopteri; Acipenseriformes; Polyodontidae
Product: synaptopodin 2-like protein
Exons: 4
Coding region: 381-3914 (1177 amino acids)
Biological process (GO): positive regulation of actin filament bundle assembly
Cellular component (GO): nucleus; actin cytoskeleton; Z disc
Molecular function (GO): actin binding
Source: RefSeq, a predicted model, not a curated record